AACUUGCAGCUCAGUUAAAGCGUAGCUUUUGCCAGCAACGGUUGUGUCUUAUUUUCACAUUCAAAUUCUAAAACAUACAAAGUGAUCUCAUCGAAUUAAUUUGCAUUUCAAAUGCAUUCGCUCAUGCCAUUUCUAAGCGCACUACUGCUGCUGACAGCAGGUGGUGCGCAUGCGCAAAUUAAAACAUCCGGCAUUAAAACGCACUACCCAGCCGCACCAAGUUCGGGUAAUUUAAUUUACAAUGAAAACAAUUACACUGCACAAUACAAUCGCACCUUUGUGCCAGCGGACAACUAUCAGGGCGGCAAUGUGGGUGUGGUUAGUGUAAACACCAUCGAUCGAAAUGAAUCCGCGCAUUUGGCAGGCGGAAGCCACUUGGCUGCCGGUGAGGAGUAUCACUACUAUGGCGCUGGCGGCAGCAGCAGCGAUUUCAGCAGUGGUGGCAGUUAUAGCAGUGGUGGGAGUUACAGCAGUGAUGGAAGUUUUAAUAGUGGUGGCAGUUACAGCAGUGAUGGAAGUUUUAAUAGUGGUGGCAGUUACAGUAGUGGUGACAGUUUUAGCAGCGGCGGAAUUGCCCGUCAGCGUGUACCCUUGCGUGUACCACAAUUUUUGGAUGCCACUGCUGAGUUCAUCAACAAGACGCGUUCACAAAUGGCCUCUGGCAUCUGCUACGCCGAAGUGCCCACCGCAUCGCUUGUUCGUGACAAGUCAGUGAUACCAGCUGGUAAUGGCACCAGCGCCGACAAAAGUAAGGUGCAGAUUUGCUGCGAAGGCUACGUACGCAAUCCACACGUCUACACGCGCUGCGAUCCCAUCUGCCUCGACGACUGCCCGAAUGGCAUUUGCACUGCGCCCAACACUUGCGUCUGCAUUCCUGGUCAUGUACGCAAUCACGAGGACAAAUGCAUUUCUACCUGCCCCAUCGGUUGCGGCAAUGGCGUAUGCGACGCACAAAAUCAAUGCCAAUGCAAAACUGGCUACACACUAGAACCAAACACUCGGCAAUAUUGUGUGCCCCACUGUGAUACACCUUGCGAAUAUGGCAAGUGUGUGGCGCCCAAUAAGUGUGAUUGCUACGAUGGCUAUCGGCUGACAGCUGGUGGUGUGUGUGAACCCAAAUGUGACAACUGUGAGAAUGGUCGCUGUACGGCACCCGGCUUGUGUACCUGCAAUAAGGGUUACCUGAAGGUGAAUGGCAUUUGUGAACCCGUAUGUACACUUGGCUGCGAUAAGGGCCGUUGCGUGGCUCCUGACGUCUGUGAAUGCUCCAAGGGGUUCGAGCUGGACCGCACCGGCACCAAAUGUGUGCCACACUGUGAUCAACCUUGCCUGAAUGGCGUUUGCGAUGGUGCAAAUAGCUGCACUUGCAAUCCUGGUUACGUACUGGAUCCAAUACAGAAGAGUGUUUGCCAGCCGCAUUGUCCACAAGGCUGUCCCAAUGGCUAUUGUACUUCGCCAAACUUUUGCGUCUGUAAGCCUGGUUUCCGCAAGUCUGGCAUCAAGGGACGUCAAACAUGUGCCGCUGUUUAAAUUGUUUGCAUGGAUUGUUUUAAAAGUUUUAUUUACGAAAUGUUUACCUUAAAAAGUCGUUUGAUUUGUAUGUUAUUAAACUAUUAAUUAUAAUAUUUUUUUAUUUUCCCUGUUGCAUAAAUUGAAA
Molecule: messenger RNA, 1657 nt
Organism: Rhagoletis zephyria (snowberry fruit fly)
Lineage: Eukaryota; Metazoa; Arthropoda; Insecta; Diptera; Tephritidae
Gene: NimB2
Product: Nimrod B2
Source: RefSeq, a predicted model, not a curated record